Trichophyton benhamiae CBS 112371 is the source of this 1218-nucleotide messenger RNA. RefSeq lists its product as uncharacterized. Gene Ontology annotation, biological process: urea cycle; L-arginine biosynthetic process. Bases 1 to 1218 code for a protein of 405 amino acids. The transcript is spliced from 5 exons. The record is from RefSeq and is a predicted model, not a curated record. Lineage: Eukaryota; Fungi; Ascomycota; Eurotiomycetes; Onygenales; Arthrodermataceae. Gene Ontology annotation, molecular function: ATP binding; argininosuccinate synthase activity. Gene Ontology annotation, cellular component: cytoplasm.
AUGUCACGGGCGGCGGCGGAGGAGGAGGAGGAGGAGGAGGAGGAUAAGAAGAAGGAAGAAGAGGGGAAAGAGAGUAGAAAACUAUCUAUAUAUUCGGCCGUCGCUGGCGAAAAAGGAACUGCCGGUCGAUCUACGCCUCGCGGAGGUCGGUGUCGCGUGUUCUCUCCCAGAAGUGUGAUGCACACUGGACGAAAUGAAGGACAAAGGAUGGUGAUGGGACGAAGGAGGAAGGCCGGCGUAGGAGCAAAAGGGAGGAAGAGAAAGAGAGCCGACUCCCGUCGAAAUACCGAUCAGCGCUGCGUUACCAGACGACCAGACAAGGCGACGCGAAGCCUUGGAGACGUGAAAAAGCAACGCAAACGAGUAAGACGAAAGCGCAACAACAACAAGCAAGGCAAAAGGAAGCGUCGAAAGAAGAAAAAAAAAGGCGUAGGAAAGAUCACAGACGUCGGCCGCAGCGAGGAGAGAGGAGGAAGCCAGAGCGACGACGACGACGAGCGAGCAGGCGGCCUGAACCUGGAUGGCCUACUUUUCCUCGCUGGCCGCCAGAACCUGGCAGCAUUGCGGCGCGUUUUUCUGGUUGCGUUGCCAGCUGCUGCUUGCUGCUUGCUGCUGCUGUUGUUGUUUGUUUGGAUGUUUUGGAAGCUGAAGAAGCUGGAAAAAGCAAAGAAAGCGAAAAAAAGAAAAGAGGACGCCUCAGAUGACAUAAGCAAAGCUAAGACGGAAGAGGAGCUUCGUCGACUCAACUGCGAGCCACCGUCAUCGUCACAGCUGCUACUUACUCCACGGCGCAGAGAUAUAAAGCGGUCUCCUUCCCCUCCUUCUCCGGACCCAGUUCGACUCAUCCUCUGCUCUGCUCAAUUGAACGCCCUACGUCUACAUACAUCAACCACCGGCAUUUCCCCUCACCCCACCCGCUCACAAGCUACAGCUGCAAUGGCUCAGAAAGAGAAAGUCCUCCUCGCCUACUCCGGCGGCCUCGACACCAGCUGCAUCCUCGCCUGGCUCCUCGAGCAGGGCCAUGAGGUCGUCUGCUUCCUCGCCGAUGUCGGCCAGGCUGAGGAUUUCAAGGAGGCAGAGCGCAAGGCCCUCGCCGUCGGUGCAAAGAAGCUGGUCGUCGAGGACCUCAAGAAGGAGUUCGUCGAGGAUCUCUGCUUCAAGGCCAUCCAGUGCAACGUUCGUUCUCUGUGUUUCUUGACCCUCGCUCCCUGCAAUUGA